GAUGAAGUCACGCCCAAUGCGGAAGUGAAUGCUACCUGAGCAGUCGCCCGAACAUUCUAAUCGAAACCGACGCUUUCCCAGCGUCUGAAGAGGAACUGACAUAGCUCCAUCAUGCUUGGUGGAGGGUUUAAAUCCGAGAGACUUCGGGUCAAUCUCAGGCUGGUCAUAAACCGCCUCAAACUUCUCGAGAAGAAGAAAACUGAAUUAGCCCAGAAGGCUCGCAAGGAAAUCGCAGACUACUUGUCGGCCGGCAAAGAUGAGCGUGCGAGAAUCCGAGUCGAGCACAUCAUCAGGGAGGAUUAUUUGGUGGAGGCCAUGGAGAUCCUGGAGUUAUACUGUGAUUUGCUGCUCACCCGUUUUGGCUUAAUACAGUCCAUGAAAGAACUGGACCCUGGCCUACAAGAAGCAGUGUCCACUCUCAUCUGGGCUGCCCCUCGACUGCAAUCAGAAGUGGCAGAACUGAAGAUUGUUUCAGAUCAGCUGUGUGCCAAAUACAGCAAAGAGUAUGGAAAGCUAUGCAGGACAAAUCAGAUUGGAACAGUUAAUGAUAGGCUUAUGCACAAACUGAGCGUGGAGGCCCCUCCCAAGAUUUUGGUGGAGCGUUACCUCAUUGAGAUCGCCAAAAACUACAACGUUCCCUAUGAACCUGAUGCCAUGGUUCGGCCAGAGGUGUGUCCAGGUGAAGAGGCCCAUCUGAUUGAUGUGGACAGCGACUUCAAGAAGCCAGGAGCUGGUGGAGGUGGUGGAGGAGGUGGAGGAGGGUUUAUGGCUCCCGCUGUAGGCAUGCCUAUGCCCAUGCCAAUGCCCAUGCCCAUGCCCACAGCUUUCAACUACCCACCGCCCAAAGGAGCUGAGCCCUUUAAUGGUUCUGUUGGCACCUAUGAUGGCUUUAGCAACUUCCAGCCUCCAGUGAGAGGAGGGCAGCCCCCACAGCUGCCCAGCUGCCCACCCACCUAUGAAUCUAUCGAUGAGUUGUCUGUCAAACCCUCUAAUUCUUCCCAGGUCAUCCCAGGCCCAGCCCCGUCUGCUCAGUUCUAUGACAACUCUACCCUUCCUGAACUUCCGUCUGUUCCCGACACUUUCCCAGCCUCCUCUUUCGGAGCGAACGCCAACACAUCGGACGACAUUGACUUUGACGACCUCCUUCCCAAAUACUCUCAUCUGAGGGACUGCUAG
Sinocyclocheilus grahami is the source of this 1176-nucleotide messenger RNA. It is a transcript of the gene ist1, whose product is annotated as IST1 factor associated with ESCRT-III. The coding region runs from base 112 to 1176 and encodes 354 amino acids. The record is from RefSeq and is a predicted model, not a curated record. Lineage: Eukaryota; Metazoa; Chordata; Actinopteri; Cypriniformes; Cyprinidae. Gene Ontology annotation, biological process: protein transport. The transcript has 11 exons.